CCCAUUAUCCAGCUCAAGCCGAUGCCAUGGAAAGGAAUGCCAAGACUUUUCAUCGCCCCUUGCCUUCCUCCUUCUCUUCCUCUUCCUCUUGUUGCUUCUUCUUCAUCUUCUUCGUUUCGUUAAUCACCGUCGUCAUCUUCAUUACCUGCCCUUUCAUCUUCCUCCAGACGCCUCUUGUGACUUAGCCCUCAACCUAUUGUCUGCAGCAGCAGCAGGAGGAGCUGCAGCAGUAGUUGCAGCAGCAGCAGCUGUCGAAGUUGCCUUUUCGUGAAGUGGGAUGCCUUGCGGCGCAUGGUGAGGGGGUGAGUUCCAUUCGUUGUGGAGUGGGUAGGUGGUGAUUGUGGGGGUGGUGUAGCUUAGGGAGAUGUUUUGGUGUUGAGAGGUUUGAGGUUUCCCCCGGGGUGGUGGAGCUUAGACAGUUGUCUUGUGGAGGGAGGGGUGGAGGCGAAGGUGUUGAGGUUUUUUGUUGGAGGUUGGGUUGCGUCGGGUAGGUCUUGUGGGAUCCACUCGGCAGGGAUGCCCAUGUAUUGCGGAUUCUCGUGCUGCGCGGGCUGUGAUCUUGUGUUGACGGGAGAAGUGGCUGUGGGGAGACGGGAGUGUGUGUUGUGAGCCAAUGCGUUGCGAAGGAGAGGUGGUGGAGAACGAAGGAGUGGGGAGAGAGUCGGCGAGCUGAGAGUUUAGGUCCACAUCGGGGUGCGUGCGAUUUUGGGUGGUAGUUUGUUUUGUAAUUUGCGAUAGUAGGAUUGGUGUAGACGGCUUUUCGCUGUCCUGUUACGAGGAUGCGAUAAAGGAAUCAGGGGGUAAGGAAAGUGAGCACGGUGAAGAAGAAAGGGGAGAAAAUGGCGGUUCUUGACGGGGAAGCCCGGGUGCUGUUGACAGCGCAGCACAUUAUCAAAGCCCUCGGCACGUCGGAUGCCAUGACGGAUGACAUGAUAUCUGUGCUUUCUAAGUUUGAUCACAGGUUUAGGGACAUGAAUGACAGAAAUUUGGAUCGAAGAUUGGAUGCUUCCACUUCCCAGAAGUCUCCGAAAGGGGAGGAUUCCGACGAGGAUUCGUACGAUGUGCCCCAAGGGUCGCGAGGGGGAUCUAGGGCGAGGAGGGUGAUCAAUUCGGCCUUGGAUUCAGCGAGGACGGUGAUUGUGCACUGGGACAUGGGGCAUGGGGGGCAUGAGGUAGGCCAGAGGUGGAUCUUUGAGAACAACGCGGAAGAAACUCAGGUGUAUCUGGACGCCGUUGACAAGGUGCUGAUGGAGCUUGAGAAUAUGAAAAUUCACAACCGGGAUCCGAAGCUGCUCGAAGAAGCACAGAAUCUGCUUCAGCUGGCUAUGGAGAGAUUGGAGGAAGAGCUGCGCCAUGUCUUGGAGAUGUACACUGGGUUUGUUGAUCCUGAUGUGCUCUUGGAUUCAUUCUCAGCUGCGUCUUUCAGAUCGCCUUUUGAUGAAGAAGAAGAAGAGGAGGAAGAGGACGACGAAGAGCCGAACAUUGCCACCCCUCGAGUAGGCCAGUUCGAGAGAUCUCAGAGCAGGGCGGUUGCUUUGAUGCCAGACCAAGCGGCAGAAUACGUGAUUGCCAUUGUCACUCGCUUGAUCGCAGGUGGGUUCAAGAAGGAAUGCGUGCAGGUUUAUAUUAGCUCCAGGAAGGUCGUGUUGGAGAACAAUUUGUUGGCCUUGGGGGUGGAGAGAGUGAGCAUAGAUGAGGUGCAGAAGAUGCCAUGGGAGUUACUGGAAGAGAAGAUCAAGAGUUGGAAUCAAGCUAUGAAAGUCGGUGUGACGGUGCUGUUUGCCAGUGAAAAGCAGCUGUGUGAUCAGGUAUUCGCACCUCCUCUCAACGACAUCUGCUUCAAUGAUUUUGCCAAAUCCGCCAUGAUGCACCUUCUCAGUUUCGGGGGAGCCAUUGCUAUAAGUCGAAGGGCACCGGAGAAGCUGUUCAAAUUACUGAACAUGUAUGAAACGCUUAGAGACCUCAUUCCAGAACUGGAAGUAAUCUUUUCUGGGACAUCUGGAUCAAGUGUAAGGUCAGAAGCAAACGGAAUUCUCUCUCGUCUCGGAGAGGCAAUCAGAGGGACCAUUUCAGAGUUUGAGAACGCCAUUCUGCGAGACAGUUCUAAGGUGCCAGUAAUGGGGGGUUCAGUCCAUCCACUUACUCGCUACGUCAUGAACUACAUCAAAUUAGCAUGUGACUACAGUGAUACUCUGAAGCAGGUAUAUGGUGAAAGGGAUAAUUCGGAGGGUCCAGGUAGAGCCACCCAAUCACCCGACGAGGGAGAUGACAGAUACACCAGGGAAGAAUCCUCUCCUUUGGCAAGCCAAGUGUGUCGCCUAGCGGAGGCUCUUCAGAACAACCUUGAAGGGAAAUCUAAGUUGUACAAGGACCCUGCUUUAACGCACGUAUUUCUUAUGAACAACUUCCACUAUGUAGUGCAGAAGGUGAAGGGUUCAGACGUUCGAGUGCUGAUUGGGGACAUCUGGGUGAGGAAGCAGGUCAGCAUGGUGAGGCAAUGUGCAGCAAGCUAUCAAAGGGCCGCAUGGGGCAAAGUCUUGGCUUGCCUGAGGGGCGAAGGCUUGCAAGGGAGCAAAGGUCUGUCCUCAACAUCAGUUUCUCGUCAGACUCUGAAAGACAGGUUCAAGAACUUCAACACCAUAUUCGACGAGGUUCACAGAACACAGUCGCAGUGGGUAGUGGUGGAUCCAGACCUGCGUGACGAGCUACGUAUCUUCAUCGCCAACAAAAUACUGCCAGCCUAUCGUGCCUUUCUAGGUCGUUAUGGGCACCACAUUGAGACUGGAAGGCAUCCAGACAAGUAUAUCAAGUACACCGUGGAGGACCUUGAGACGGCCAUUGGUGACUUCUUCACUGGACACAGUGGCUCAUUGGGGUCCACCUCGAGAAGGAGAUCCUUCUCAUUGCACUCAGGGCAAUAACCUGGGUCAGUAUUGGUAUGCGUCUGUACAGGAGCUUGUUUUCCAACUUUCAUCUAGAAACAGUCGUAGUGUAUACUGAAUUCCGACUACACAAAAAAGCUUCCAAGUUACUACAAACUAUCCUGCCUUGAAACACAGGCAUUGUAAUUUUAUUUUGAGACAGGUGGAUGAUUAUCAUGUAGAAUGUUGUCUUCGUCUUCACAAGCAGGAGACCCUUGUCAGUGAGAGUAAAUGAAUGCAACUGGAGCAUCACAUUUUUCACAACCCAGGUGUGCUGCUUGUCACUCUUUCACCAUCA
Molecule: messenger RNA, 3219 nt
Organism: Physcomitrium patens
Lineage: Eukaryota; Viridiplantae; Streptophyta; Bryopsida; Funariales; Funariaceae
Product: exocyst complex component EXO70A1
Biological process (GO): exocytosis
Cellular component (GO): exocyst
Molecular function (GO): phosphatidylinositol-4,5-bisphosphate binding
Source: RefSeq, a predicted model, not a curated record